Messenger RNA from Helianthus annuus (common sunflower), 1621 nucleotides. RefSeq names its product protein DETOXIFICATION 40. Gene Ontology annotation, molecular function: antiporter activity; xenobiotic transmembrane transporter activity. Bases 8 to 1543 code for a protein of 511 amino acids. Lineage: Eukaryota; Viridiplantae; Streptophyta; Magnoliopsida; Asterales; Asteraceae. Gene Ontology annotation, cellular component: membrane. The record is from RefSeq and is a predicted model, not a curated record. Gene Ontology annotation, biological process: xenobiotic detoxification by transmembrane export across the plasma membrane. The transcript is spliced from 6 exons.
CUCACCAAUGGAUUCAAGUUCAACUAGACAUGCUGAGCUUUCCGAACCCAUUUUAUCAAAACACAAAAAUCCGUCGGUGGUGGUUCUGCCUUCGGGCGAGGCAGUGAGCUCAGAACUGGAGGAGAUAUUGUUGGACGCGAGUUUAACUUCGUUCCAACGACUACAAAAGGCGACAACCAAUGAACUGAAAAGCUUGUUCUGGCUAGCAGGUCCGGCAAUCAUAGUGUAUUUACUGAACAAUGUGACGUCGCUAUCGACCCAAAUCUUUUGCGGCCAUCUUGGUAACCUUGAGCUGGCGGCCGCUUCCCUCGGCAACAAUGGCAUACAAGUUUUUGCAUAUGGUGUCAUGCUUGGAAUGGGGAGUGCAGUGGAGACAUUAUGUGGGCAAGCCUAUGGAGCUCAUCAGUUUGAAAUGCUUGGUAUUUAUCUUCAAAGAUCAACCGUCCUUCUAAUGGCGACCGGAAUUCCCCUCAUGUUUGUUUACAUCUUCUCUAGAUCACUCUUGAUCUUGAUAGGCCAAUCCAAGGAGAUCGCAACCGCAGCUUCGCUAUUCAUCUUCGGCCUCAUCCCCCAAAUCUUCGCCUACGCAGCCAACUUCCCCAUCCAAAAGUUCCUACAAGCUCAAAGCAUUGUGAACCCAAGCGCCUACAUUGCAGCCGCGGUUCUUGUGGUUCAUCUUCUGUUAACAUGGCUCGCGUUGUUCGUGUGGGAAUGGGGCUUGUUAGGUGCAUCUCUAGUGUUGAGUUUUUCAUGGUGGGUUGUUGUAGUGGCGCAGUAUGUGUACAUUGUGACGAGUAAUCGGACUAAUAAGAAGACGUGGAUGGGGUUCAGCAUGCAGGCGUUUUCGGGACUUUGGGAUUUUUUUAAACUAUCUGUUGCGUCGGGUGUAAUGUUGUGUCUUGAGAUGUGGUACUAUCAAGUAUUGGUUUUGAUUGCGGGUUUGCUAGAAAAUCCGGAAGUCGCAUUGGAUUCGCUUGCUAUAUGCAUGACUUUACUUGCAUGGGUGAUCAUGAUUUCGUUUGGGUUUCAAGCGGCCGCCAGUGUGAGAGUUAGCAACGAGCUAGGGGCAGGCCAUCCUAAAUCCGCAGCCUUUUCUGUCGCAAUAGUGACUCUGAUAUCACUCAUAAUCUCUUUGAUAUGCGCCAUCAUUCUCUUUUUUUCACGACACUCCAUAAGCUACAUCUUCACUGAAGGUGAAACUGUUGCAAAUGUUGUCUCGGAACUUACUCCUCUCCUCGCAAUUUCCAUCAUCCUCAACGGCAUUCAGCCCGUCCUUUCAGGGGUUGCGGUUGGAUGUGGGUGGCAAGCAUUUGUUGCGUAUGUGAAUGUUGGAUGUUAUUAUGUUGUUGGAGUUCCACUUGGUGCUUUCUUGGCCUUCAAGUUUAACCUUGGUGUUAUGGGAAUAUGGUGUGGCAUGAUCGCGGGUACUGCAUUGCAGACGCUCAUUCUACUAUGGGUUACGUUUCGAACAGACUGGGACAAAGAGGUGGAGAAAUCAAAGAAUCGUGUGAAUCAAUGGCACCACAAAAAACAGAACCAUUGAUAAGUUGUUAAGAGUUUGUUGCAUUUAAAAUCCAGAGCAAAAUAGUAUGAUUCUUUACAAGUAUUAGUGUGAUGUUCU